Messenger RNA from Serpula lacrymans var. lacrymans S7.9, 391 nucleotides. RefSeq lists its product as uncharacterized. The annotation marks the transcript as partial. Gene Ontology annotation, molecular function: DNA binding. Lineage: Eukaryota; Fungi; Basidiomycota; Agaricomycetes; Boletales; Serpulaceae. The transcript has a single exon. The record is from RefSeq and is a predicted model, not a curated record.
GGACAUGGCAACUGCAAAGCCAGAGGCAAAGAAAAGGCCCAUACAUAACCCAACAUCCGAGAAAACGCGCCAGGUCUCUCAAAAAUCGUCAAAGUCUACACGCAUACGGCCAUCCGCAUAUUACACCGCAAAACCCAGUUCCCCAUCUCACAAGACGGCGAAGCCUUAUCUCUCGUCUUCGCAGCUUCUCGAUCUCUGGACGAUAUGGAGAUACGAUCAACGCCUACCAUCAAAAACGUCUCGGAAUGCUUGGGCGCUCAGUCGAGGUGCAGACCCUGAAAAAGUGGAUACGUGGUUCUAUCGCAGGAAAACAGCCGCAAGGAAAGCCGGUAAUCCGUUAUCAGACGAAACGUACGAACUACCGCUAGAUGCACCACAAGAAAAAGAAAAA